Globicephala melas (long-finned pilot whale) is the source of this 1049-nucleotide messenger RNA. RefSeq names its product SFT2 domain containing 1 (gene SFT2D1). NCBI's taxonomy places the organism in Eukaryota, Metazoa, Chordata, Mammalia, Artiodactyla, Delphinidae. Gene Ontology annotation, cellular component: membrane. Gene Ontology annotation, biological process: vesicle-mediated transport. The record is from RefSeq and is a predicted model, not a curated record.
UCCGGUCGACCCCAAGAGUUUCCGGUUUCGGGUUUCUCGGCGGGCGAGAAGGGCCGUUGCGGCCCAGGAGCAGGGCCAUGGAUAAGCUUCGGCGAGUCCUGAGCGGCCAGGACGACGAGGAGCAGGGCCUGACUGCACAGGUCCUGGACGCCUCGUCCCUCAGUUUCAACACCAGGCUGAAAUGGUUUGCCAUAUGCUUCGCCAGUGGCAUCGUCUUCUCUAUUCUUGGAACUGGAUUACUGUGGCUUCCUGGUGGCAUAAAGCUUUUUGCAGUGUUUUAUACCCUUGGAAAUAUUGCUGCCUUAGCCAGUACAUGCUUUUUAAUGGGACCCGUGAAACAACUGAAGAAAAUGUUUGAAACAACGAGAUUGCUUGCAACGAUUGUUAUGCUGUUGUGUUUCAUACUUACCCUGUGCGCUGCUCUUUGGUGGCAUAAGAAGGGGCUGGCCUUAUUAUUCUGCAUAUUGCAGUUCUUGUCAAUGACCUGGUAUAGUCUGUCGUACAUCCCGUAUGCAAGGGAUGCAGUAAUUAAAUGCUGUUCUUCUUUGCUGAGUUAAAAUCAGAAACUCUUUGAAAAGACCAUUUGAAAGCUGAUGUUCUGUUUUUGGUGAAGUAUACUUUUCCUGAUACAGUAAUCACUCCAAAAAAACAACUGCACUGACCAUUUAAGACCAUUUUGUAUACUGAUAAAAACUACAUGCUAAUUAAACUGUUAAAUGCUUGUGAUGUUAAAUUCAUUUUGUGUCAUUAAGAUGCUCUUCCAGAGAUAAGGAGAUUUUAAUCAUUGCCACUUGUAAAUGAUUUUUAGCCAGUUUUUUAAAUCUUUUCUAAACAGCAUCUGAGAUGUGUAUAUUUAAGGGUAAACCUAUGCUGCAAGAUAUAUUCAGCUUUUUUGGUGGUUUUAAAAUGUCUACAUUUUAAAAAUAUCUUAUUAAAAUAAAAACUUUAAAUGUGAAAUUUUUUAUAAGCUAAAAAUUGCUAAUUAUAUGUAAUAAAAAUAAUAUAUAAAUCUUUAUAAUUUUGAAAUAAACCCACACUUGGGAAAAACA